Molecule: messenger RNA, 2234 nt
Organism: Halichondria panicea
Lineage: Eukaryota; Metazoa; Porifera; Demospongiae; Suberitida; Halichondriidae
Product: sorting nexin-13-like
Exons: 13
Coding region: 23-2095 (690 amino acids)
Cellular component (GO): early endosome
Molecular function (GO): phosphatidylinositol binding
Source: RefSeq, a predicted model, not a curated record
UCUGCUGACUCGGCGUUAUACAAUGGAUGGUGGCCUACUCCUGGUUCUCUGUGUCUUGUCCUUCAUUCUAGGGUUCCUCUCUGUUGCACUGUACGUCAGUUGGCAGCAGGCCUGUCAUGUGAGGAAGCUGUGGACAGAGAGCAGCCCUCAAUGGACACAAGUCGGCUGUCACAAGGUGUUGGCACCCUCUGUUGAGCCACGCCCCCUCCAGUUCAACAGUCAACUCACUGGAGUGAGGAGCAUUGAUGAAGAACUAGAAAAGCUGUUGUCCCUCGGACUACGAGACCUUUUCGAGAGCUGGUAUCACACCCACGUCAGUCCCGACCCAGUGUGUUCCCAAGAAGCCCUAAAACUGGCCCACAAUGUGAUUCAAGAAGUAGCCGCGGCUGGCAGAGAGGUUGACUAUCUGGCCUUCUUCAUAGAGACACUCAUGAAUGAUUUUAUGGAUCACCUGAGGGCGUACAAGGUGGCGUGUGGAACUGCAUCAGUGGGUGUAGUUACAGGUCAAAGUGCAGCAAUAUGGAACGAGGCGGUGGAGACAGAGUUCUUCAAGUGUGAGAGUGGGGAGGACCCGUGGAGGGCCGUCUGCUGUGACAGGGAAGCCAGGAUAGCCUACCUGUAUCGUCUCUCUGAGCUGCUGCUGUGUAUUGUGCUCCCAGAGGACGAGUUCUCUUCUCCGUCCCUCCAGGCCCUCCUCACCGAUGUGUUGGUCUGGAAGGUCUGGACACCAUUGCUCAAGACACUAGCUCUACCAGACAACAUCAACACCACCUUCAUAUCAAUGUGCAAGGAGAGCUCUCUGAACACUGACAGUUUUAUGGCUGCUCUGAGUGAGGGGGCCAACGAGACCGAGGUACGAUCACUCAGGUACAACGUCAACUCUCACAUCUCACACCUGCAGAAGACCGGAGUCACAGAUUAUGAUCGACUGAAGAAAAGUGCUCUGGAAUCAGUUCUGGCCACUGCUAAAGCAGUACUCAGUGCCAAGAGUGUCCCUGCGAAUGUGUCCAGUGAUAGUCUCAUUGCCCUCUCAGCCGCCAUUCCCGACUACACCAUUCAGAGUGAGGGUACCACCAAGCAUUGUGUGUUUCACGUCAACGUCUCCUGCAAACACAGCCAUGUCUCUGUCACUGAGAAGUGGAUCAUUGAUCGUCGCUAUAGAGACUUCCACGACCUCCACCUCUCACUCAGGGCACAGAUUGAUAACUUCCCGGCUAAUCUCGUGCUACCCACUCUUCCCUCGUUCCACAAAUUGGACCCCCAGCGGUUGGACGUGAGACGAAUUCAGCUGGAGGGCUACCUCAAAACUAUCACCUCAGAGGAAUUCCUAUCAGAUCACCUCGACGUGUUGGGUCAGGUCAUCUUGUUCCUGUCAGAAGGAGAGUACGAACGACAGAGCACCGAGCUAAAGAGAAUGGCGAACACUCUCCUCAACCCUCUAAAACGUGUGGCCACAUUGACCCGAGGUGCACUCAAGUCCUCUGGCCAGUCGAGUUCCAAGAUGUCUCCAGUGACAGUCAAGAAGCAGCCAUCAUCAGAGACACCCAAACCACCAGGAGAAGAGGAUGAGGACAGUCUCCCUGUGGACAUCAUGCUUAUUCUCCUCGAUGAACUAUUUGACCUCCGAGCCGACAGUCAGUGGCUACGGCGGCAACUGCCCACCCUCCUCAAACAGUUGGUAGGGGACAAACUCAGUCGGAAAGUGGUCGGGUAUAGUGAUUGGUUCGUAUCCUCGGAGCAAGUGGCAUGUUAUCUGAGGGACUUCCGAGCGACUAUGUGGCCCAACGGACAAUUAGCUCCGUCCAAACCUCAACAGAGUGUAGAGUUGAAAGCCCUGAGGUCAUUAAUGGCAAGGGCUAAACUGAUUGGCAGUAUACCAGAUGAGAUGAAACGGUUUAUCGGGACUGACACUUCCACUAAGGGAAUGGCUAAGUUGUUUGGUAUGUUCCAGAGUGAUGCCCUCAACAUUCGACUGGUCCUAUUGCUACUGGAGGGACUGUUGGACACUCUCUUCCCCAACAGGAACCUCAAGCAGACGUUUCUCAUACUCAGAACUGAGAUAGCAGCCGGCCAGAGAACUGGCUCACUCUCUUAGCUAUUGUAAUCUGUUUUAAUGUGUCGGUACUACUGUACAUGUAUACGUACGUGUCUCAGCUAGUUGAAAUUAAUUUUAUCUUUUAUCUCAUUCUCUGUAUACUUCAAUUCAAUUGAAUGAUGUCAUAAUAAUUAUUAUG